AUGUCGAGACCACCUGAAAUCGUCACGUCCACCACCGUCCUUCCGACUACCCUGACCGUGCCUGACUGCGGAGAUCGAAGACCCAAGCUGAAUUUCCACCAGCUUAUCGCCCUGGCCAUCGUUGAUCACGUCAACCGCUCACCGACUGGCCAGGAUAUACUCGACUGGAUGGAGACGCACUUUGAGUACUUCACGCAGCAUCCACAUGGACUCGCCCAUCUGAGAGCUAGGCUUCGAGGUUUCUUCAUCACAUAUGAUCCGCCUAUUGUGCCUUUGAGCGAGAAAUAUCGACAUGUCGCGAUGCCUUGGGAGCAGGAGCAAUACCUCAGCCUACGCUACGCCAUCGUCGUCGGUCACUACAACAUGAUUUUCCCGAAAAGUCACAAGGCCUUCCCCUUCAUGAGACUUCCAGCAGAGCUACGCCUUAACGUAUAUGAGUACGUUCUAGGCAUGCCGUGCGAACAGUUGACGGCGCACCCGCACAUUUGCUGGACGAGAGCGCAACGCCGGAAGAUAAAGGGCCACUUCCUCAGCCACGUGAAGUACUAUGGUAAUGCCGGCCCCCACACACCGGGGUCAUGGUAUGGCUCGACCGACUUCAUAUGUCCGCCAGCUAGUAGAAUUCUUGCCCUACUUUCUGUUUCCAAGAAAAUCCACGAGGAGGCUUUGCCCAUUUUCUACCGCAUUAACGAUUUCGGAACCAUCAACUACUUCUACUGCGGAGGCAUCCCUAUCCUGAGAAAUCUUAGAGGAACUCGUCGCAACUACCUCCGAAACCUCACUAUCACCUAUCCUGCUGCAAUGGUAGAUAUUUUCAUCCUAGCUACGUGCCAGGAGUUGGAGAACCUCACUCUUCAGAUCGAAUACCCUGGUUGGAAUGACAGGGAUCUGAAUUUGCCUCCGGAAUUUCAUAUCCUGAGCCGCCUUCGAGGAAUCAAGAAAUUUAAAGUUUUCGGCCACAACGCGCACCAAUUUGUUGAGAGAGUUCGAGCGUACUUGGAGCCGCUGGUGACGCAGCCGCGCGAGGAGCCGGGAGAAGCUGUCGACGAAGAAGGACCGGUGAGGAAAAGGCUGAAGAUGACAUAG
Lasiodiplodia theobromae is the source of this 1086-nucleotide messenger RNA. RefSeq lists its product as uncharacterized. The coding region runs from base 1 to 1086 and encodes 361 amino acids. Lineage: Eukaryota; Fungi; Ascomycota; Dothideomycetes; Botryosphaeriales; Botryosphaeriaceae. The transcript has a single exon. The record is from RefSeq and is a predicted model, not a curated record.